This is a messenger RNA of Ochotona curzoniae (black-lipped pika), 4207 nucleotides long. RefSeq names its product divergent protein kinase domain 2A (gene DIPK2A). The record is from RefSeq and is a predicted model, not a curated record. The coding region runs from base 408 to 1700 and encodes 430 amino acids. NCBI's taxonomy places the organism in Eukaryota, Metazoa, Chordata, Mammalia, Lagomorpha, Ochotonidae. Gene Ontology annotation, cellular component: COPI vesicle coat. The transcript is spliced from 3 exons. Gene Ontology annotation, biological process: cardiac muscle cell proliferation; regulation of phosphatidylinositol 3-kinase/protein kinase B signal transduction.
UGCGCGCGGCCCGGAGCGCGCGGCCGUCGGGGGCUCGCGGCCUCGCUCUCCCCUCCCUCCCUCCCUCCCUUCCUCUCGGCUGUAACUUGGCUGGCGAGGAAGAGGAGGAGGAGGAGGAGGAGGAGGCGCCGGCGGAGUCGGAGGGCGGGCCCUGGGAGGAGGGAGCUCCGGAGUUGUGGAGACUCUAGUGACGGGGACAAGUCGCAGCCCGCGCCGCUCGUGGCUCGCUCUCUCGCGCUCUCCUCUCACGCACGCACACACACACACACACACACACACCUACUCCGCCCCAACCCGCGCCUCUCCGGCUCGCUCUCCGGCUCUCGGCGCGGCGGCGGGGGGCACCCCGGGGGUACCCUCGCCCUCCCGGUGGCUGGUGGCCGGCCGGCCGGCCGGGCGGGCUCGGGAUGUGGCGCCUGGUACCCCCGAAGCUCGGUCGCCUGUCCCGCUCGCUCAAGCUGGCGGCGCUGGGCAGCCUGUUGGUGCUGAUGGUGCUGCACUCGCCGUCGCUGCUCGCCUCCUGGCAGCGCAACGAGCUCACCGACCGGCGCUUCCUGCAGCUCAAUAAGUGUCCGGCGUGUUUCGGCACGAGCUGGUGCCGCCGCUUCCUCAACGGGCAGGUGGUGUUCGAGGCUUGGGGCCGCCUGCGACUGCUGGACUUCCUCAACGUGAAGAACGUCUACUUCGCCCAGUACGGCGAACCCCGCGAGGGCGGCCGCCGCCGAGUGGUGCUCAAGCGCCUGGGUUCGCAGCGCGAACUGGCGCAGCUCGACCAGAGCAUCUGCAAGCGGGCCACCGGGCGGCCCCGCUGCGACCUGCUCCAGGCCAUGCCCCGCACCGAGUUCGCGCGCCUCAACGGCGACGUGCGCCUGCUCACGCCCGAGGCGGUGGAGGGCUGGUCGGACUUGGUGCACUGCCCCUCGCAGCGCCUGCUCGACCGCCUGGUGCGGCGCUACGCCGAGACCAAGGACUCGGGCAGCUUCCUGCUGCGCAACCUCAAGGACUCGGAGCGCAUGCAGCUGCUGCUCACCCUGGCCUUCAACCCCGAGCCGCUGGUGCUACAGAGUUUUCCAUCUGAUGAAGGUUGGCCAUUUGCAAAGUAUCUUGGAGCUUGCGGAAGAAUGGUGGCUGUGAAUUAUGUUGGAGAAGAAUUGUGGAGUUACUUUAAUGCACCAUGGGAAAAAAGAGUUGAUCUUGCUUGGCAGCUAAUGGAAAUAGCAGAGCAGCUCACAAACAAUGACUUUGAAUUUGCACUCUACCUCCUGGACGUCAGCUUUGACAAUUUUGCAGUUGGUCCUAGAGACGGGAAGGUCAUCAUCGUGGAUGCCGAAAAUGUUUUGGUUGCUGACAAAAGAUUAAUUAGACAAAAUAAACCUGAAAAUUGGGAUGUGUGGUAUGAGAGCAAGUUUGAUGACUGUGAUAAAGAAGCUUGCCUCUCAUUUUCAAAAGAAAUCCUCUGUGCUCGCGCCACUGUGGACCACAACUACUAUGCUGUCUGUCAGAACCUGCUCUCCAGACAUGCCACCUGGCGUGGCACUUCUGGAGGGCUCCUUCAUGACCCACCAAGCGAAAUUGCCAAAGAUGGCCGGCUCGAGGCCUUGCUGGAUGAGUGUGCCAACCCAAAGAAGCGCUACGGCCGAUUCCAGGCUGCGAAGGAACUGCGUGAAUAUUUAGCACAACUGAGCAACAACGUGAGGUAGUCCAUGGCGAACCCCCGUUUCUCCAUUUACAUAGCACUGGCUAAAACUCAACCACCAAAAACUGUCUGGAAACACAGGAUUUGGAAGUGUUACAUCCCGAGGAUCAUAGACUUGCACUGAUUUCACGUUGGCAUCCAUCACAACGCGAUGUUACUGUUCUUCAGCAAUCCUAUGAUGCUUUUGCAAUUAAGUAUGUUCUACUUCGGAGACUCGAGGUAUCGUGGACUGCGUUGCUGCCCUGUCCCCUGACGCCCGAGUGGAUUGAUGAGUGUUGUGAUGCUAUUGGAAAUGAGUCUGAUAGUUAAAUUGGCUUGUGUAUCAAAGGGUACUUGGUACUUAGUUCUCGUUACUAUCAUGAUUUUGUGAAUCUCUUGCAUUUACUUUUGAAUAUCAAGUUGGAUUGGCCUGUUUUAUAGGCCACCUUUCCCUUCCGCUGUGUAGGCUUUUGUUUUGUUUUGUUUUGUUUUCCUGUCUUUGUUGUUUUUAUCAGACUUUGUAACAUUCAGGUCACUGCAGUUGUUCAUUUGAAUUUUAGCUUGUUUUCCUUCACUUCUAAGCGGUACAUACUCACUGUCAGGGCAGGAUGCCCGGGUUUACUGUUUUUGCAGAAAGAUGAACAUUUUAUUAUGUAAAUAAUUUUUUCACACUUUCCGUAGUUUUCACUGUUGCAUGAUUUCAUUUGAAGUUGUUUAACAGUGACAUCGCUCUCUGCCAGUAAUUCUAAGUGUACGCUGAACCUGGUGUUAGGUGUUACGUUGCAAAAUGUCAUUUUGUCCUUUACCAUAAAGGCUUUCAGAAGAACGUGCUAGCAGUCUGCACCCUGAUGUUAAUUUUGGUUCAGAAAAAGAACUGUAACUCACUAUUUUUAAAAUGCUAACUAGUCCAAGAUAGUAACGCAAAUGCCAAAGAAUAUUAGACUUAGUCCCGUCUUUAGAAUUUUAAAUAGAAUUGGCCAGCCACGUAUUAUUACUAUCCUACUUGCAAUAUUUUAGCUCUAACAUUAUUAAAUGCAAAAUCUCCCUGGUUACUCCUUAAUGUUGAAAGUACUGCUUUCAAUAAUUCGUAAUACAAAUAUGCUGCUUUUUAUUCAUUGGUAAUUUCACAAAUUUUACCUGGUAGCCAUUAUUGAAGUCUAAUCAGACAUCCUAACUUGUUAUUUAUUGAUAGACUAAUAACUUUUAGUGGAAAGCAGACAGUUGAGCUAGUCUGCUUACCUUGGUCUUCAUCCAGUUGUUGAACAGCAAACAUCAGAUUUAAGCAUGUGGAUAAAAAUGAACAAAUGUAUUAAAUUUGUGAACCAUGUAAAAAUGCUAUGGCAUAGAAAUUGUCACUAACAAAGGUAAUUUUUUUUUUUUUGCUUGAAGUUAUUAUCUUUAGAACACAGGUUGGUGUAGUGUGCAGUAGUUACUUCUCGACUGACCUUAUUCUAUCUGAAUCAUAAAGUGACUGAAGUAUGCAUAACCAAAGCUAAGGUUUUGUUUUUCAUUCAUUCAGCAACUAUUUAUUGAGCGUUAGCUCUGUGCCAGGCACGUGACUAGCUGCUACACACUGGACGCGGCACAUGGCUAAGGCCAACCUUACAGUAAUGUCACAUACCUUAAGGCAGGUGUGUUCUGCCCCAGUGGAACUAGCGUUAGGAUGAUGCUUCACCUGUUGUGGUGAGAACUCUACUCAAAGAGGAUGAAAUCCUAGAAGUAAUCCCACUUUGAGAACUGAAAGAAAAAGAAUAAGAGCUCUCCUUUAGAAAACAUGGCUUUCUGUUACUUUUAUACAUGAUUGAAUUGCAUAGCCUUCAGGAAAACAUUGCAAGUGCUGGAAGUUUUACUGAGGUGAAUUUGUACAGCUGUGCAAAAUUUUUGCGAAAAAUAGGCAAAAUUGCUGAUAAGACAUUUCACCUCUUCAUCAGAACUUCGAACAAAACCCACACUUUCCCAGUGGAGCACCUUUUAUAUUUGAGAAGUAUUCGUUAGAAGCCUUAGAGUGCCAGUAUGGUCUGCUGCGGUUUAGCGAACUUUUAUCUUACUUUUGGGAAGAGCAGUUGUGAUUGCAGAAUAGGAAGGAAGAAAGAAAACAAUGCCAGCAGUGAUUGCUACUUUAGGUAGUUUGUUUUAUAACUACCAUCCUCCCCCCCCAUGAGAUUAUGUGGAAUUUCUUUAUCUUACGAUAAGAUUGAGAAGAUAGUGAAAGAAUUAGGAAUUUAAAAUUACAGGGAAAAAAAUGUAUGUGAAAAGCAAUAAAUAUUUUGUUCACUUUGCUAUCAAGAUGUUCACUAUCAGAUAUUUAUUAUACAGCAGCAAUUUAUAUUUUUAAUCAUUGUCCAUUAAUAGACGCAGUAAAAUAUUUUUGAAUCAGACAUUUGGGGUUUGUAUGUGCAUCAGAAUUGUCUUUUGUACUGUAAGUUACUGUUUAAUUUGAAUAUUUUAUCAGAACUGUCUCCCUGUGCCUUUAUAUUAUAAAAGUUGUUUCUACAACUUUUAAUGAUCUUAAUAAAGAAUCCUUUAAAGACU